UAAAAACUGAAGAUAUCGUACAUAGCUUCGGACCAGCUCUCUUUAUGGAACGCAUAUGCGCAAUCUAUCGAUUCAGAAUUUUCGAAGGAACCUUAAUGCUUACAAGUAAUUUUAUGAAAGUAUUCGGAUUAGUUGUAGCAAUUGCAAUUGCUGCUAUUUUCCUGUACUACUUCGAUAUCCCUGGAACACUCUCUAAACCAGAACCGUUAAGGGAUACUAUGGUAGAUUUCCCAUCAAUCGUCAUCCUCAUACAAUACGUCACGUCUGCCGUGAUGACUUCUUGUUUGCUGAGUAGCGCGAAUAUUCGGAUCGUGAACUCGCUCGCAAAUAUCGACUCAACGCUUCGUCUUAACACAAGUGAAGAAUUUUAUAGAAAAUCAAGAAACCAUUCAGUUAUAGCGCUAUGUACUAUGGUGAUCAUCCACAUCAUCUCCAGUGCAUCAGAUCACUUUUUACGAAUGGAGGAGGAUAGUUACUUUAUUAUGGAUAUGCUUAAUUAUAUACUGAAUUAUGUUCAAGAUCUCGAGAUAUUAGUAUUCUACUUAAUGAUAAGCAUGUUGAACCACAGGCUGAAAGUCAUAAAUAAUGAUCUAACAAAGAUUCUUCAUCAGAAAGAUAACCAAGGCAAGAUCUCAGUUUAUACGAUCAGACAAAAAAACUCAAAGAACGAAAAACCACUCGAUAUCCACGGAAAAAUAGCAGUCAAUAAUUUACGGGAUUUGUCCUUGGCUUACGACACCAUAGGCGAGGCUUGCCACUUGGUUAACAGCGUUUAUAACUAUCAAAUAUUCAUGACAUUGAUAUCAGCCUUCGUCUACAUCGUGAUAGCUCUAUGGACUGCGUUGUUUUACUAUCGCACUCAAGUGUUCACGGGCAAUUUGAUUUCUAUAAUAUUGUGGUGCUGCAGCGAGAUGUUGACGGUGGCGGCGAUGGCUUUUGUAUGCGAGAUGUUGUUAUCGACGCGGAGCGAGACGAAGGUGCUGGUGAACGAGCUGGUGAUGGAGUAUGCGCUGCCGGCGAGGACACGCGCGCAGGCCAAGGCGUUCAUGCGGCUGAUCGACGCGUGGCCGCUGCGCGUCUACGUCUACGACAUGUUCACUGUCGACAUUACCCUCAUGCUCAAGUUCAUAAGCGUAUCUACAACUUAUUUGAUUGUCAUCAUACAAAUCUCUCAUUUCGUAUAAA
Messenger RNA from Cydia fagiglandana, 1185 nucleotides. RefSeq lists its product as uncharacterized. The record is from RefSeq and is a predicted model, not a curated record. Gene Ontology annotation, cellular component: axon; neuronal cell body; membrane. Lineage: Eukaryota; Metazoa; Arthropoda; Insecta; Lepidoptera; Tortricidae. Gene Ontology annotation, biological process: chemosensory behavior; male courtship behavior; sensory perception of taste. Bases 45 to 1184 code for a protein of 379 amino acids. The transcript has a single exon.